Solenopsis invicta (red fire ant) is the source of this 1658-nucleotide messenger RNA. RefSeq names its product cyclin-dependent kinase 10 (gene Cdc10). NCBI's taxonomy places the organism in Eukaryota, Metazoa, Arthropoda, Insecta, Hymenoptera, Formicidae. Gene Ontology annotation, cellular component: nucleus. The transcript is spliced from 6 exons. Gene Ontology annotation, molecular function: cyclin-dependent protein serine/threonine kinase activity; ATP binding. Gene Ontology annotation, biological process: protein phosphorylation; regulation of mitotic cell cycle. The record is from RefSeq and is a predicted model, not a curated record. Bases 177 to 1409 code for a protein of 410 amino acids.
UUCCGAACGCAGUCUAUACUACAGUACAUCGGAACGCAUUUAUACGUUGCUUUGUGCCCUCGUCUAUAUAUUACCAUAUAUUACCGGCAUUGUCAAUAUUUAUUAGCUUGUUUUAUUAUUUUUAAUCCUUGAAUAUUAAACAAUUGAUCUUUUUUUCGUACAAUUUAGUGCGAAAAAUGACAAAGGAAGAGAGUUUAGAAAAAAAGUCUGCGGAGUGUAAUGACAGCGAUAAAAAAGCAGUGUCCGAUUCGGGACCCGACCCCUCGGCUCCAAUUACGAGAAAAGGAGUAUUAACAUCCUUCUUAACUGGCAAAGCUAUGGAGAUACCAGAACAAGAUAUCCUUGGCAAAUGCAGGUUUGUCUCUGAAUUUGAAAAGUUAAAUCGCAUUGGAGAGGGUACUUAUGGGAUUGUGUAUCGAGCCAGAGACACAAAAAAUGAUAAAGUUGUUGCAUUGAAGAAAGUGAGAAUGGAACAUGAGAAAGAUGGGCUACCAGUGAGUGGUCUCAGGGAAAUUUCAGUCCUACUGUCUUGCCGUCAUGAGAACAUUGUGCAUUUGAGAGAAGUGGUAGUAGGCAGAAGUUUGGAAAGUAUAUUUCUUGCAAUGGAGUACUGUGAACAGGAUUUAGCAAGCCUGUUGGACAACAUGCAGGCACCAUUUUCAGAAAGUCAGGUCAAAUGCAUAGUGUUGCAAGUAUUGAAGGGCCUACGUUAUCUGCAUCAUAAUUUUAUUGUUCACAGAGACUUGAAAGUCUCGAAUCUUCUUAUGACUGAUAAGGGUUGUGUGAAAAUUGCUGAUUUUGGAUUGGCCAGGUGGUUCGGUUUACCUUUGAAGCCAAUGACUCCUAGAGUUGUGACGCUGUGGUACAGAGCACCUGAAUUGUUAUUGCAAGCCAAGACACAGACUACUUCAGUCGAUAUGUGGGCAGCUGGGUGUAUAUUGGGAGAAUUAUUAGGACACAGACCUUUAUUGCCCGGCAGAUCAGAAAUUGCACAAUUAGAGUUAAUUGUCGAUUUAUUGGGUACACCCAGUGAAGCUAUCUGGCCAGAAUUUAAUUCGUUGCCGGCGCUGCAGAAUUUCACCCUUAAACAGCAACCGUAUAACAAUUUGAAACAAAGAUUUCCCUGGUUAAGCGCUGCAGGACUUAGAUUAUUGAAUUUCUUAUUUAUGUACGAUCCAAAGAAAAGAGCAACCGCUGAAGAAUGUUUGCAGAGCAGCUACUUCAAAGAGGCUCCUUUACCUUGUGAUCCAAAACUUAUGCCUACUUUUCCACAACACAGAAACAUGAAAAAGGCGACUGCGCAAAAAGAAAACCGUGAACAAGAACCCACUGUUACCGACCAAACUAAUAAUCUUCCUGCGAUUUCAGAUCUUCUUGGUUCUUUAGUUAAGAAGAGACGUGUUGAAUGAAAAAAUAUAUUGCUGGAAGAAAGAAUCAUACUUGAUAUAUUCUUCAGAUAUAUCUGUUUAUAACUUCAUUUUACGAUCGACAACUGUGUGUAUACUUAUUGCCAAAUACAUUUAUUACAAACACUUGUGUAACAUAGCAUCUUUUUGUUUUAUUUAGAAAUGAUGACGAUAUGAGCGGUGAGUGACAUAUUACAUAACUUGCAUAAAAUUGCAAAAACUGCUGAUUUAUCAAAUAAAACCUUUAACAAA